AACUAUUUGUAGGCGUGGUUUUUGUGUAAAAUGGUUCUUCUUGAAAACGACGCGUUUCUAACUGAGCUGACCCGGAUGUUUAGUAAGAGUAAAACGUCUGGCUCUGUCUUUCUCACCAUGAAGAAAUAUUCUGGUCGUAUGAAGCCGCAUGCAAAGAGAGCGGGAGCUGCGAGGAGUGAUGUGGCUGAUGUAGAGUCUAAUAAGUGUUUGAUUAGAGCGUCAACGGGAAGGAAAAGGAAGAUCAGUACUGUGGUUUCAUCAAAAGACGUCAUCAAGUUUCAGAUGGCGUAUGCAAAUCUUCUUAAAGCAAACAUGGAUGGCUUAAAGAAACGAGAAAAACGAUCACAGAGAGACAAAUCCAAGAAAGGGAAGGCAACUCAAUAGAACUCAGUUCUGUAUCAUGUAUGAGUGUAGAUUAGGUCAGUGGGUGAUUACCUUUCUAUAUAACAGCAGCCAUAAUACAAAGUAUGCCA
Molecule: messenger RNA, 473 nt
Organism: Corticium candelabrum
Lineage: Eukaryota; Metazoa; Porifera; Homoscleromorpha; Homosclerophorida; Plakinidae
Product: signal recognition particle 14 kDa protein-like
Exons: 5
Coding region: 31-384 (117 amino acids)
Biological process (GO): SRP-dependent cotranslational protein targeting to membrane
Cellular component (GO): signal recognition particle, endoplasmic reticulum targeting
Molecular function (GO): 7S RNA binding; endoplasmic reticulum signal sequence receptor activity
Source: RefSeq, a predicted model, not a curated record